This is a messenger RNA of Eufriesea mexicana, 2324 nucleotides long. RefSeq names its product solute carrier family 15 member 1. Gene Ontology annotation, biological process: transmembrane transport; oligopeptide transport. Gene Ontology annotation, molecular function: transmembrane transporter activity. The record is from RefSeq and is a predicted model, not a curated record. Bases 204 to 2237 code for a protein of 677 amino acids. The transcript is spliced from 10 exons. Gene Ontology annotation, cellular component: membrane. NCBI's taxonomy places the organism in Eukaryota, Metazoa, Arthropoda, Insecta, Hymenoptera, Apidae.
GCUUCAACUACCAACCGCGUUGAACAUCGCUCCUGAUCGGAAAGAAAAAGUGUUUCCACUAAUACAGUUUUGAAGAAUUCGUCAUUAGCAUGCAACAAAUUUCAUCGGUACACAUUUCCCGUGUGAAAUUUCUUUGAGUACUUCAUUCGAAUUUUAAUCGUAAUCAUAACUCACACGAUUAAUGUGAACAACUAACAGUCAUAAUGGGUGUGAAAAAUGAAGCGGACUCAGAGAAGCUGAAGUAUCCCAAGUCGGUAUUUUUCAUCAUUAGUAAUGAAUUCUGCGAGAGGUUCUCCUACUAUGGGAUGCGUACUGUCCUGACGCUUUAUCUAAGGAAUCAAUUAUUAUACAGCUUAGAUAUGGCUACUGUCAUAUACCAUACAUUCACGAUGUUCGUGUACUUUUUUCCUUUAAUUGGAGCGAUAUUGGCUGAUUCCUUUUUGGGAAAAUUCCGCACCAUCUUCUACCUAAGUAUUGUAUACGCCAUAGGACAACUUCUGUUAGCCUUAAGUGCGGCGCCUCCAUUGGGAAUACCAGCCAGAGAAUUUUCAUUGGUUGGUCUAUUCCUUAUAGCCAUUGGCACAGGUGGUAUAAAACCUUGCGUGACUGCAUUUGGCGGUGACCAAUUCAUCUUGCCGCAACAGGAACGAUACUUGUCCACAUUCUUCUCCUUGUUUUACUUUUCCAUCAACUCUGGAUCACUGAUCUCGAGCUUCCUCACUCCCGUGCUUCGUUCCGAUGUCGAGUGCUUCGGGCAAAGCAGCUGUUAUUCUUUGGCAUUCGUCAUACCUGCCAUUCUUAUGGCUUUAUCUAUCGUGAUAUUCGUCCUUGGGAAACCCUUGUACAAGAUAGCCAAGCCUACAGGAAAUGUCGUGUUAAAUGUUUCUAAAUGCAUCUGCCAUGCUAUUUACAAGAAGAUAACGACGAAGAAUGAGAAAAGGGAGUAUUGGCUCGAGUAUGCAGACGAUAAGUAUGAUAAAUCAUUGAUAAACGACAUUAGGGGAGCUCUACAGGUGAUGAUACUAUUUCUUCCGAUACCGAUCUUUUGGGCACUUUUCGAUCAGCAAGGCUCUCGAUGGACGAUUCAAGCAACCAAAAUGGAUGGCCAAAUUGGAAGUUUUCUGCUUCAACCAGAUCAGAUGCAAGUGCUUAAUCCUUUAUUGGUGCUUGCUUUUAUACCUCUGUUCGAGACUUGUCUUUACCCUCUUAUGGGGAAGAUUGGUCUUCGAACCCCAUUAAGAGUAUUCACUAUCGGUGGAUUUUUAGCCUCUUUCUCGUUCGUGGCAGCGGCUCUCGUUGAAUUAAAUCUCGAGAAAACAUAUCCGGUUUUACCGUCGAAUGGCUUCACACAAUUACGCAUUUUCAAUACUAUGGAUUGUCCUGUACAAAUACAAUUAGAUGAGAAACCGGCUUUCGUUAUCAACAAUUUGGAUAUGUGGGUAGACCAGUAUAUCAAAACAAAUGGUACAUUAGAAUUAAAUUAUUCAGCAAACUUUACGAAAUGCAAAAAUGCCGGUAUCAUGAAUAUACCAGAAACUGAUAACGGAACUAUCACUCUAUCGGAAGGCAUUGCAAUUUCUUCUGCCAUUGUACCGAACGGUAUCAUUGUUCAAUAUAAUGAUUCGGUAGAUAAAUCAUUAACAGGUGAUCCUUUAUUACGGAAUCUUAUAUCUGUACAAUGGUCGGAGAUACCCAUUUCUUUGAAAUUGGUGAAGGAUGAUAAAGUUGCCCUUGAUCUCAAAAUAAAUAGUAGUAUCGAAUUUAAUCCACUAGCUACAGUUAAGCCCAACGAUUACGAUAUUUUGUUAAAUAAUGCAUUAAUAAAAAAAAAUGUACCUUUUAAACUCGGUGGAGUAUAUACAAUAGUUGGAUCUAUUAUUGAAGAUAAGGAAGCUGUUAACGUCAUAACUGUAACUGAACCAAAUUCGAUGCAUAUGUUAUGGUUGCUUCCACAAUAUGUUAUUAUCACGAUGGGUGAAGUAAUGUUCUCCGUGACCGGCUUAGAAUUUGCAUUCACACAAGCACCUAGCAGUAUGAAGUCUCUUUUACAAGCCUCUUGGUUGCUGACAGUCGCUUUUGGUAAUCUCAUCGUAGUUAUAGUUGCGGAAGUAUCGUUCUUUAAUCGGCAGAUCUUCGAAUAUAUUUUGUUUGCGGGAUUGAUGUUCGUCGAUAUAAUAAUUUUCGCUAUAAUGGCGAGAUUUUAUAAAUAUGUAGACACAAGCAUCCCCGAAGAUUAAAGACCUCCGAUAUUACAUAGACGUAAAAAGUGGAGCAGGUGAUAUACUUUAAUAAUAAUUAUUCCUCGUUAUUGUUCUAUUGUAUAA